Molecule: messenger RNA, 399 nt
Organism: Pieris macdunnoughi
Lineage: Eukaryota; Metazoa; Arthropoda; Insecta; Lepidoptera; Pieridae
Source: the annotation of a GenBank genome assembly
AUGUUAAACCUAGUUAUCGCGUCAGUAGUGCUCGCAAUACUUCUUCUAUCUUAUACUUCUACUACUUCUACUGAGGUGAGUGCGCAACGGUUUAUUUUGCCAACAUAUCGUCCACCGCCACGCAGACCUGUCAUCAUCAGAACAGUCCGCGACACGGAGUGUGAACACCCGAAAUGGCUCUACCAAGGAGACAUACCACGAGCACCAGCGACGGGAGAUCAUCCGGUGCUGCCACAUUAUAUCGAUGACGUCAAGAUUGACCCGAACAGACGAUAUGCCAGAAGCCUGGAUUCACCGAGUGCUAAGCGGUAUGGCAGAAACGUUGGUUCCUCCAGCACUGAUGAUGAAAAAGAGAUGCAAGACCUGCGAAACUGGCUUUUAGACUUACACUUGUGUUAA